Oncorhynchus kisutch (coho salmon) is the source of this 8115-nucleotide messenger RNA. Its product is annotated as neuroligin-1. Bases 743 to 3235 code for a protein of 830 amino acids. Gene Ontology annotation, molecular function: neurexin family protein binding. Lineage: Eukaryota; Metazoa; Chordata; Actinopteri; Salmoniformes; Salmonidae. Gene Ontology annotation, cellular component: membrane. The transcript is spliced from 6 exons. The record is from RefSeq and is a predicted model, not a curated record.
CCUCGGCAUUUUGUCAAGCAAGUGCACCCUGAAUCGUGAGCGAAGAAAAUAUAUUUAAGUUAUUUAUUUUCGUGUCGUUAAGAUAAAGAGGUGUGCGCAAGAGCCGGAGCAAAUGGUCGUCUCUGGUGAAGGAAACCGUUUUUGGAUUAAAAACACUUUAUUCCGGCAGAGGGGGAUCCUUUAGUUUUUCUCUUCUGCAAAAUUGUUGGACGGAAUUAUGACGGAGUAUGAAAAGGCGAGUUUAUAACCUUUGAAGUGAAGUAUUUUUCUUUGCCAAAGCUUGUGCCUCAGAUUUUUGGGGAGAUGAUUCUAAAGAGCUUUGCACUCUGAAAUAACGGGACAUGACACUGAGGGAAAUUGUCUGAGGUGACGAGUGGUGGAGAUCAAGCCUCAUGGAUAUAGACCUACGCACUGACUGGAGUUGAUUUAUCUGUGGGAGACCUGCUGCAAAUGGCUGCCCUGCCUGUGUCGCCAGGAUGGACAACAGGAUUGUCAAUAGGAUGCGGCCUGAAAAAUAUCGGCAAGUGAAGAUGUCACCUCCGCCAGUGUGAAAUCAAUGGGGAAUACUUGCCAUGCGAAGAGCCUUUGAAAGUUUUGACAGCCGCGUGUUUGGGAGGCCUGAUACUUUGCCUUUGAUUGCACCCCUUCCUGUGAGUGGAUCUAAAGUGGAUUGUUGCUGCUAGCGCUGUGGUGUGAUUAGCCCCUUUAGUGUGUGUGUGUCUACUGGUGUGGCAGAGGGAGCAUGCCCCUGCAGAGACCUGGCUGUCUGAAGCUGUACCCUGCCUGGAGGGCCAUGCAGCCCCGGCUGGGCAUAGGCCUGGGUCUGGGCCUGGACCUCACCUUCCUGCUGUGGAUACUGAGCCUAGCACAGCAGGCCCUGGUCACGGCCUCUCAGAAACUGGACGAGACGGACCCCGUGGUCACCACCGUCUACGGCAAACUGAGGGGCGUCAAGAAGGAGCUCAACAAUGAGAUCCUGGGACCCGUCAUCCAGUUCCUGGGGGUGCCUUAUGCCGCACCCCCCACGGGCGAGAGGCGCUUCCAGCCCCCAGAGCCACCCAUCUUUUGGCCGGAGGUCCGCAACGCUACGCAGUUCGCCCCGGUCUGCCCCCAGACCAUCGUGGAGGGGCGUCUGCCGGACGUCAUGCUGCCUGUGUGGUUUACUAACAACCUGGAGAUAGUGUCUUCUUACGUACAGGACCAGAGCGAGGACUGCCUUUUCUUAAACAUAUAUGUUCCCACUGAGGAUGACAUCCGAGAAAGCGGCAGCCCUAAGCCUGUGAUGGUAUUCAUCCAUGGGGGAUCCUACAUGGAGGGCACUGGGAAUAUGUUUGACGGCAGCAUCUUGGCAAGUUACGGCAAUGUUAUCGUCAUCACAGUGAACUAUCGGCUUGGAGUAUUAGGUUUCUUAAGCACAGGGGACCAAGCUUCCAAAGGAAACUAUGGACUUCUUGAUCUGAUCCAAGCCCUGCGCUGGACUAGCGAGAAUAUUGCUUUCUUUGGUGGUGACCCUUUACGAAUAACAGUUUUCGGAUCAGGGGCUGGCGCCUCCUGUGUCAACCUCCUGACCCUGUCCCAUUAUUCUGAAGGUAACCGUUGGAGCAAUUCAACCAAAGGACUUUUCCAGAGAGCUAUAGCACAGAGUGGCACUGCGUUGUCCAGCUGGGCAGUCAGCUUCCAGCCUGCUAAGUACGCUCGCAUGUUGGCCAAGAAGGUGGGCUGCAACCUGAAGGACACGGUGGACCUGGUGGAGUGUCUGCAGAAGAAGCACUACAAGGAGCUGGUGGACCAGGACAUCCAGCCAGCCAGGUACCAUAUCGCCUUCGGGCCUGUCAUAGAUGGAGAUGUGAUCCCAGACGACCCCCAGAUCCUCAUGGAGCAGGGCGAGUUCCUCAACUAUGACAUCAUGCUGGGCGUCAACCAGGGCGAGGGCCUGAAGUUUGUGGAGCUCAUCGUAGAUAACGAGAACGGCGUCCAGGCCAAUGAUUUUGACUACGCCGUGUCCAGCUUCGUGGACGACCUGUACGGUUACCCGGAGGGCAAAGACAUUCUGCGUGAGACCAUAAAGUUCAUGUACACGGACUGGGCUGAUAAACACAACCCAGAGACCAGGAGGAAGACCCUACUAGCUCUGUUCACUGACCACCAAUGGGUGGCUCCGGCCGUGGCCACAGCAGAUCUCCACUCCAGCUUUGGGUCACCAACAUACUUCUAUGCCUUCUACCACCACUGCCAGACAGAGCAGGUGCCCCCGUGGGCAGACGCAGCCCACGGUGACGAGAUCCCCUAUGUGUUUGGCCUGCCCAUGAUCGGUCCCACAGAACUGUUCCCCUGUAACUUCUCCAAGAACGACGUCAUGCUCAGUGCUGUGGUGAUGACUUACUGGACUAAUUUUGCCAAAACUGGUGACCCUAACCAGCCGGUCCCCCAGGAUACCAAGUUCAUCCACACUAAGCCUAACCGUUUCGAGGAGGUGGCGUGGACUCGCUACAACCAGAAAGACCAGCUGUACCUCCACAUCGGCCUGAAACCCCGCGUCAAGGAGCACUACCGGGCCAACAAGGUCAACCUAUGGCUGGAGCUGGUGCCCCACCUCCACAGCCUAAACGAGGUCACCCAGAUCAUCUCCACCACCACCAAGGUCCCCCCACCGGAGGUCACGCCCAGGUCACCAAAGAAGAUCCCUGUCAACACCAAGAGGCCUAACCCUACGCCUUUCCCCACCGAGACUCAGGACAGUCAGAAUCAGCCCUUCCUGGUGGAUCAGAGGGACUACUCCACUGAGCUGAGUGUCACCAUCGCUGUGGGUGCCUCGCUGCUCUUCCUCAACAUCCUGGCCUUUGCUGCCCUCUACUACAAGAAGGAUAAGCGGCGGCACGACGUGCACCGGCGCUGCAGCCCCCAGCGCAACACGACCAAUGACCUGGCGCACACACAGGAGGAGGAGAUCAUGUCCCUGCAGAUGAAGCACACAGACCUGGACCACGAGUGCGACGCCAUGCAUCCACACGAGGUAGUUCUGAGAACUGCCUGCCCGCCAGACUACACGCUAGCCAUGCGCCGCUCACCUGACGACAUCCCCCUCAUGACCCCCAACACCAUCACCAUGAUCCCCAACACCAUGCAGGGCCUCCAGUCGUUGCACAACUUCAACACCUUCCCCAGUAGUGCACAGAACAACACCCUGCCUCACACCCUGCCCCACCCACACUCACACUCCACCACCAGGGUAUAGCCGGACGGAUGGACGCUGACACACACAGCACAUGCCAGAGCUCACACCCAGCCCGAUCAAACGGAUGUGGAAUAACUUCUACUCCUGUGAAUAUAUUAAGGGAAUAGGGAUUUUGCUGGGACGGGAGAAGAAUUUCAUUUGAUAUAAAAGAAGAAAUUAGAAAGAAGUCAAACAAAUAUUUCAAAUGAAAAAAUAAACAAAGAGAAGGAUACUUUUUAUUUCUGUUAUUGAAACAGAACAAGGUCAACUUUUCCAGCUACAGAUAUCAACUUUGGAAUUUUAUAAACGAUUGCUUGAUCCUGUUAUCUUGGAAAAGAGAGAAAACCUCAGUGGAGUUUCAGAGGAGUAGCAGGUCGCUUUGUAAAUGAAAGAAAACAUAUUGUUUUCCUGAGGCAUCAAACUGUAGAGUACUCUUUCUGGAGUCAAGGGGAGAUGCAACCAAUUUAGGCAUGUGUUACUCUACAAGUAGAGGCAAUGUAAGAUAUGACAAAAACAAUCUAGAGAGAGGGAAAAACUCUUAAAGGUUAUGCACAAUGUAAACAUUUUCAAAAUGUCGUGGAUUCUUCUCAGAAAUUUAUUUUUGGGGAACAGUUUUAUUGUAUAGAGCCUUUUUACAUAUCUAGAUAUGUACACAAAGCACCAAUGCUGUUUAAGUCAUUCUUGGGCGUCAAUUCCGCAAAUCUGCCAGCAGAACAAAAACGGAGGGAUCCACUGGCUUUCUGGCAGAUACAGCUUCAUCACACAAGUGCUGUCUAUACCGAGAGCUGGAGGACAAAGAAUACUGGAUAUUUUUAGCACGAAGCGCAUGACAAUUUAUCUGCUUGAUGGCUGUUCUGCUGAUUAAGUCAUAAUUAAGAAAUAAAGUCAGCCCCAUUGGAAUAGUUUGAAGGAACACUUCUGAUUGGCUUACAAACCCACAAACCCACAUGGGUUAAGGUCAUGAUCAUAAUUGGGGACAGCAGGGGAGGGUGGGCUUACGGUAACUACAGUACAUACACAAUAGCUUGAGUGAACAUGGGUAUGAGGACUAGUUUUGUACAAUGUGUGUUGGUACAACUUUUUGAUAGUGGUGAAUCACUCGCUGUUUGGGAUCCCGAUGGAGGGACGUUUCAUUGUACUCUUUUGAUCAAUGUUAUUUGCUAUUACUUAUUAGGUUACUUAUCACUGCUCUUGACUAGUUCAAGGAAACUUUAACGUAGAAAAGUAAUUACCUGCACUGUUUAUUAUUUUUGUUUUCCGUAUGAAUGAUCCCUAAACACAAAGUGUGCCCAGGGCCAUGAAGAAGGGAAGGUGAAGGCUAGGGAAUAGUAGAACCUCUUGACUGCAUCUUUCCCCCUAUUAUCCUUUCAUAUAGUAUGUUCCGUAGCACUGUUUAAAGAUUUAUGCGUAUAAAUGUGUAAUUGAAGCGAGGAUGCCCUCCGCUGACAUGUUGGAUGUGCCUGCAACCCAACAGCAGGAGGAAGAGAGGCGGGGUGGAGAGAGAGCGAGAGAACAGGGGCUCCAGGAACUCCCAUGGUACACCUCUCCCAGGGAGGAAACAGCAUUCAGGCAGAUUCACUGCAGUAGAACCGCUUAGAACCGUCUAGCCAGCACCCUUGUCUCUCACAGAGUAAUUUCCAUUUGCUUCUGUUCUGUUCUUUUUUAUUUUCUACUGAUGAUGCUGUACUGUAUUGUCUCAGAUUUAGUUCUUGUUGUUCUGUAGCAUGGUUUAUUCGUGAACACACGCCUUGGUGUCACAUUGUACAAGACUGUCAGCGUGUUACCAUGACUGUCCCGCUAACCUCUAGGCAGCCCAUAGUGAAUGUUCCUGCCCUCACAAUGCCAGAGUGCAACUUCCCUCUGCCAGCUAUCGCAGGCCAGGGGAGUAACAAUGUGUUAUACAAAUACAUACCAGAGUGAAUAGCUUAAAGGAGGAAGCCGCUGAGGGGAAAAUAGUUCUCUAAACAGUCAAAAGCCCCACUGUACUCAAGCAGAGAGUGAAGACGGCACAUACAGUAGUAAGAGGCGACACAUAAGUAAGACAAAGUACCAUUUCCCUGUCAAUAAAGGCUGGAUAUAAUGCGUCUACUGAGGGGAGACAGUUGCUCUACAGUUCAUCAAAGUAAGAACAUACCCUGCCAAACAAUGGGACGUAGACAAGGUAUAGCUUUUCUGGGGGAGGUGAAGGUAAAUUAUAGUCCACAUUGCCCAAAACUAAAACGCAAGCAAUUUCAUCAGCCUGUAUUGCAGUGGUGUGACCUCUAAACAAUGCUCCUUACUGGAGAAAUGACACAGGGGGAGAGAAACGCCCAGCGAAUUAAACAUGUAAUUGCACUACGGACAAAUGAUCAAGUAAUUGGAGAACAACAUUGGAGAGUUGGCAGGAGAGGCGAACGCCACAGAAGCACUCACUCUACCACGCAGGAUGAAUGAUUGGGGAUUAAGAGGUGCGGGGAGAAAACUGUGCUCUGUUUCUGAAUAACACAAAACCUCUGACACAGAGCCAGUCCUCAACAGGAUGUUCCCAUGGAUCCUCCCUCUUCACCACUCCGUACCCUACCGGGGAGGAUUGGAAACAGAGUUAGAAAUGGGACAACCGGUACUACCCUCCUUCCCUCCCAAAAAGGCUGAUUCUGCACUUCCCCUAUAUUCAAUUACUGCAGGUAUGAAUAUGGAUAGUUGCUGCUCACCAGACUCUUUCUCCACCAUGCUCCCUCAGAGUGGUGUUAAAGGCCCAGUGCAGUCAAAAACGGACUUUCCUAUGUAUUAUAUAUAUUUCCACACUCUGAGGUUAUAAUAAUAAUGUGAAAUUGACCGCCUGCAAUGUCAGCCUGUUUUGGUGGGAUAGAGUUUUGGCCCGCCUGGUAACAUGUCCAGGCAGUAAAUUGUUAAUAAACCAAUAAGAAAGAGGGUUCAAAACAUCUCUACCAAUACCAGCUAGUUAUUCAGUGUUCCCCUCCCCAACUCAGACCACUCCCAGACAGUUUCUCUUGCUUGGAAAAUUGCUAAGAAGCUAUUUUUGUUUAUUUUUGACAAUUUUAAUUGAACACAAUCACAGUAAGGUACUUUUAAUUGUUACCCAUCAAUUAUUUGAUAUCGAGAUAAAAAUGGCUGCACUGGACCUUUUAAAAUGUUACGAGCCAGUGGUGAAGGAGAGCUAUAAGGGCUUUCGCUCCAGAUUUGCAUGCAGGACUUCCAGAAUGCGAGAGAAAGAAGGGUUAUACCUCAAACUAUAAUGUGACGAUGUGGCUCAGGCCUUACCUGUGUUACCCAGUCCUGGACAGAGGAGGGUCAAGAAUUGUGAAUGAAUGUAAUGCGAAGAGUGCCAUUUUCCAAAAAAUGCUACACUACAUCUUUGAGAUCUAUGAAGAUAUUUUAAGAUCUGUAAAAGGCUGAUCGCUCUUUCAAAAUGUCUGUGAGAAGGGCGCUAUGUGCGUGGGUAUUUCAGUUGUAUUGUAGAUUUGUCACUUUCUUUCUGGUUAAAAUAGUAAUUACUUUUCUGGAGCACAAUAAAUUAUUUUAAUAAGCUGAAUUAGCAGUGCUGCAACUCUUUAUUUACCUGUUGUGUUUGGUCAAUAGUCUGAUUUGAUUCAAUUGUAGAGUAGACACUCACAGUUAAAGAAUGCUUGACAGAACUGAACUUAAAGCAACCCUGUAGUCAGUCACUUGUCAGGUGGUCUGUCAGACACUGUUGGGUUCCUUUGCUAGGGCUACAGUAUAUAGGACUUCGUGUUGAUGUGUCCUAGACUUAAAACAGAAUCUCAGAAAUUUGACACGCAGGUUUUGACCGGUUCAGUUGUUGUUGUUGUUAAGUGACAGAGAUGAAAGAUAAGUAAUUUAAUGGAUUUUUACUGCUGUGCUUUCUGUGGUCUGUUGGGGCUGUGUCAUGGAGGUGUCAAUGAUAUAUUUUCCUCUUAUCUGUAAAAAUCACAAGCAUAUUUGGCAUUCCCUUUCAUGCUAAUCAGAAAUUAAUCUAGACUCGUCCACUUUGGAAAUGGUGACAUUUUACUUGUUGGCAACGAUUAAAAACCAAUUAUUUCCCCACCUGACUUCGACAUUUGAGAGCAGGCGAGAGAUUCUGUCUUGAGACUGAGGGGAAUAAACACAGAGCUGUUUACCGUGUGCGGUUUUAACCAAGGGCACAGAUGCUCCUGCCAAAGAGCAGCUCAAAUCCUGUUUGAUAAGGGUUCGCCAUUUCCCAUUAUGGAGUAUUUCACAACAUCAAACACUUUUGCCUCUGAUAACCAGUCUUUCAUUUACAUGCACUGUUCGAUCUAUCUCAUUCAUCCCAGGGCCAAUUCUUGCAAGCCUUUUAUAACAUUAGAUAAUUGCUAUGUACUUAAGCAAUGUUUUAUAAAACUGUUGCGUAACUUUGUUCUACCUAUAGUGCAGCAGCAUAUUUUGUGAAAUAGGUUGAUUAUCCUGUCAAAAGUGCAAUGCAAUAUGCUCUGAGAGUCGGGAAAACCAUACCGAAGAGUUGACCUAUACUAAUCCUUAUGUAUGUUUCAGAUUUGAAUGACUGUGGGUAGGUAACUAGCAUCACAUUUAUGUUUGAAUUGUUGGCUACAAAUGGAUGUUCAACAGCAAAUCAGCUACACUUCUAUCAUGUCACCCCCCAUUUUGGAGUGCAUGGGAGUCACUACAAAUAAACAUACACUUCUAUGUGACCCUGUGUAACUGACUCUGCCAAUAGACAAUGUACUUUGCAUUAUUUGUGGUUUGUUUUCUUUGGAUCCUUCAAAAUAAAGUUAACAGCCUCCUCCAACCCAAACCAUUUUAUCUGUAAUGGUAAGGCUUCUGUUUGCCUUCAGUGACUUAAGUUUGUGUGUGGACAUCCAUGGCUUUCAUGAGCAUUUUCAAUAUCAUUAAUAAAUAUUAUCUUAUUUUUUAACUUGCUCAGA